Molecule: messenger RNA, 3774 nt
Organism: Phyllopteryx taeniolatus (common seadragon)
Lineage: Eukaryota; Metazoa; Chordata; Actinopteri; Syngnathiformes; Syngnathidae
Exons: 13
Coding region: 1717-3252 (511 amino acids)
Cellular component (GO): nuclear envelope; meiotic nuclear membrane microtubule tethering complex
Source: RefSeq, a predicted model, not a curated record
GUGACGACCGUAAGCGUUCUCUGCCAGCGUUUUGGAUCUUCACGCGUGGGUUCUGUCACAGAUGCAAAAUCUUUGCGGAUUUCCAAACUCCUGGCCUUAGCCUCCAUCAAGUCAAAUAUAUUCCGUUAUAUUCGUUCCUUCGCACCGUCAUGACGCCGAGGUGCUACUUAUGACGAAAUGAAACGCCUCAACUCACUGCAACAUAGUUCCUUGACACCAGAUGCCGCAAGAUGGCAACAAAGCACCGUUUUUGUCUAAAUGAAACUGCUCAACUGACUUCAACAGAGUCCCUUGGCACCAAAAUAACAGCAAAGCACUACUUUUGUCAAAAUUCUAACUCCUCAACUAUAUUCAACAUAGUUCCUUGGCAACAAAAUGAUGCCAAAGCUCUACUUUUAAGGAAUGUAAACUCCUCGACUCAGUUCACCAUAGUUCCUUUGCUCCAAAACCGCGCCAAAGCAAUACAUUUGUCAAAAUGAAACUCCACAACCCAUUUCAACAUGGUUCCCUGAAACCAACAUGCCACAAGAUGGCAGCAAAGAACUAUUUUUGUCUAAAUGAAACUCCAACUCACAUCAACAUAGUUUCUUGGCAUGUAGGGGACACCUAGGGACUUAUUUUGUCCAACUAAAACACCUCAGCUCACUUUAACAUAGUUUAUUGGCACCUAGAUGACAUCAAAGCACUACUUUUGUUCUAGUGAAACACCUGGGCUCACUUUAACAUAAUUCAUUAGCACCUAAAUGAGAUCAAAGCACACUUCUGUCCAAAUGAAAUGCCUCAACUCACUUCAAGGUACAUGUAUUUACAGAUGAAAACCACACAAAAAUAACUUUUGGGAGUUUUGUUGUGGGAAUUUUUUAUUUUGUUCCCUCAACACACAUAAAUGUGCACGCACACACUAAGACAAAGAAGAUAAAAGAGGGAAAUUCAAUCAAACUGUGUGUGUGCGCGCGUGUGCGUGCGUGUGAGAGGGCGGAGAGUCAAUUGCGUAAGCUGAUUGGCCGGUUCGCGUCCACAGGGGCUGCUCCGAUUGGCUGCAUGUGUGAACAAUGGCACUAUGAUUGGCUGACAGCAGCACAAUAGCCGUGUCUUUGGUCACGCGAGACCACAAAAAGCCGCUUGGGCGCGCCAAAGAGGUCACGAGGUCAGCGUUCGCUCGCCCACGCGUGCCUCUCGACUGCUUUUGUCAUUUUCAAGCCAGUUGUCAGUUUCACCACCAAAUAUUAAGUAUGCAACUUGUGAUUUAUUUGUGUUUGAUCAAUACAGCUAACGUGUUUUUGUUCCUUUUUGACUUAAUGAUUUAGUUUUUGUUUUACCGCCUGGGGUUUAUAUGUGCAAAUGGCUCCCGUGCUCAAAGUCCUAUUUUCAAAAUGUUCUCGAUGAUUUCACGUUUGAGGCCGUAACAGCGAAGACGCAAACACAUUUCUGAAAAUCAGAACCAACGCUCACGACUUCGGAGCAAAUGGCGGCGGCCCAGCGGAAUCCACGUCUUUGUGUAACGCUAAAGACAUAAGCGGCUUGGUAAACAUGGUACGAGUUGCACAUUUGCACGUGUCGCCCUUCAAACUCUGCGGAUGAAAGUGCCUCAACGAUCCAAACUCCUGUCUUGUUAACAUCGGAAUAACGCGGACACAAACGUCACAGGCGAGCGCUACAUCAAAAAGAAGCAAGAAGCUGCGGCCUCGCGUCAGACGUUGACGGCGCGCUGAUGUCAUGUCUGGGUCAGACACGCCCCCUUCGCACCGCCACGACGAUGUCGCCGCCCGGACCGAAGACCACGUGACCCCGGAGGAGUCGACGGACACCUGGAACCUGCCGGGGUGCGAGCGGCUGGAGAGACGAUGGCUGCUUUGGCACGGCUUCAUGAAGGAACACGCCCACCUGGACGCUUGGCUACGAUUGGCCGAGCACGCCGUGGCCUCCCACAACUGGAGCCGGGUCACCUACGCCGGAGCCAAGGAUGCCGUCAGGAGGUUUGAGAGGCUGCGGUGCGAGGCAGCAUCUCAUCUGGUUCAUCUGGACACGCUGGCCCAGAGGAACCGGACCCUCACCUUGCUGUUCCGGGGCGCCAUGCGGUCCCGCCUGCUUGAUGCCGCCCGGGACUGCGGACACAGAUGGGACCGCCUCAACGUCAAACUGGAGUCCAUCAGCGGAAGACUCAAGGGUUUGGUGUGCGAGUGGGAGGAGUUUGAGGAGGAGAUGGAGGAGUUGGCCGUGUGGUUGGCUGAGAUGGAAGUUCAACUCGUGGAGGUCCAACACGUGACGGGGAACGAGUGCGACAAACUCGGACAACUGCAGUCGUUCCAGCGGAGCGUGUGCGUGAAGUGCGCUCGCGUCAACGGCGUGUUGGAGCGUGGCGAGGCGCUGAUCCAGCGCGGCGCGGCGUGCGACGCUCAGCGUGCGGAGCGCCGCCUGCUGGAGCUUCUGCGCCGAUGCGGGCGCGUCUACGACAGCAUCGGACGCGCGCACACGCGACUCCUCAGCAUGAGGCUGGUCUUUGAGGAUGACUUCCUGCUGACUCCGCCUCCAGAUUCCGGCUGUCCGUCCGAGACUUUGUUUGAGGAGGAGGGAGCGCUUGACAAAGUCCACCGGGACCUCCCCGUCGGUCCUCAAGACGGCCGUCAUCGUCCGCCUUCGCCGUCCUCGCCUUUCCACGACCACUUGGGUCUGGAGUGGGACCCCUCGGUGGACGUGGGACGCUCCGUCUCCUGCGGCGACUUCUCCUACGACGGAGCCGGCGCAGGUCAUCGAGAAACCACGAAGAGGCGGAGCUACAUCAGUUCCCUCGGCUCUGAUGUCAUCAGUAGUGACAUCAUCAGGCAGGAGGAUGCGCCGCACUUCAGCGCAUCGCCAGCUCUCCCUGACGCAACGAGCACUCCUGCGGAGCGCCGGGUCACCUCCGCGCCAGAACACGACGGCGAGCCCGGCGGCUCCGACGGGCGCGUGAGGGCGUGGCUGGGAGUCCAGAGCCCCGUCCGUCCGUCCUGCUGUAAAGCCGUGCAGACGGACAGUCAGACUGAAAAUGAGGAGGAGGAGGGGGAGAAGGAAGAUGAAGAGGACGAAGAGUCCUGCUGCGAUGGAGCAGAACAAAGAAGCUCCGAGGCCCGACGGGCCGCCAGGCGCCUCCUGCUGGCCGCCGUCACGUCUCUGCUGGCCUGCCUCCUCUGGAGCUGCCUGGAGCCGUCGUGGCGCCGCGGCGCGCCGGGCAACUUGCACCUCAGCUACGUCAACGGCCCCCCGCCCACCUGACCUGAAUGACGUUUUGGGACGUAGUCGUCGCGCGUCAAGAGGUACUAACCCGAUCGAAUUGUUUGGUUUGUCCAACUUGUAGCACUUUCCGAAAACAACGUAGCAUUGUUAGCUGCUCAAGUUUUGACUCCAUCUUGGAGAUUUUCAGGGGAAGAUUUGGGAAUUGUAGCAACGAGAUUUGUCGUAAAAGGUCCGAAUAAACGUAUGUUGCAUAUUAGUCGCUAACAUCCGCUGAUCUAUUUGUGCGCGCUUUUAUUGCGAGCUCGAUGCUAACUAGCAUGUUUUAGCUGGCUGACUCCAAAUCGGAUUUCCUUGUAAUCAAGCGCAGGUUCUUUUCAAUGUCGCUGGGGAUUUUAUGUGCCCGUUUGCGAGUGCGUUGAAGAGCCUUGAUGAUUUUCAUGAAUUAAAAACAUUUUUUUUGUUUUGAUGCUUGUAAAAUGUCAAUCAAAUGAUUUCUUGUACUGUAUGAAAACAGGCACGCAUUUGUACAAAGGUUAACCAAAUAAAAUGUACUGAACAUUU